Messenger RNA from Xiphophorus maculatus (southern platyfish), 3246 nucleotides. RefSeq lists its product as uncharacterized. NCBI's taxonomy places the organism in Eukaryota, Metazoa, Chordata, Actinopteri, Cyprinodontiformes, Poeciliidae. The record is from RefSeq and is a predicted model, not a curated record. The transcript is spliced from 9 exons. The coding region runs from base 2000 to 2695 and encodes 231 amino acids.
AACUAAACACCAUUAUAAUUAUUUUGUUUUUCCUUAAUACCUAAAAACAGAAAUAAAACUGUGGUUCUUGAAAAAUAUCACCACAAAUUUCCUAUAGCAUAUAUUCAAGUUGUUUUUUCAUGAGCAACAUUUUCUGACUGUUUUAUUCAGCUGGACUGAGCAGCGUCUUUGGGUUGUAAAGGUUGCAGACCCCUGGACUGGACAGACCUGCCCAAACUUAAACACGAUCACCACCAAAGAUUUGUCUGGUGACAUCAGUGGCUUAAACGUGGCGCCUCUUUGACGUCUCCAACAUUGUUGACGGCUAAAAUUUCUUCUCGGCGUAAAUCAACUUUUACCAGAGAACAGAAUCGAGUUUGCUGGUCCCUCGUCCAUGACGUCUGUGUGUGGUGGUAUGGUCAGGUACCAACGAAGGUCGUCCAGUAAGCGUUACAUGCUGAUAUAAAUGGUUUCGACCGAUCUGACGUGUCUCUCAACUCCCUUAAAUGUGCUUGGAGUUGAGUGGCAUUUUUCAUCAUUCUGUUCCCCAGGGCAUUGUUCACAAAGAAGCAGCCAUCAGUGUGGGAUGUGGCCAGAGGACGUCCACUUCUGUGUGUUUCUGUGACUUUUCCGGUGUUUCUGUAACUCUGUUGUAACCUUAUGACACUCUGUGACGCCCUAAGCUCAGUAGCCACUUCCGUCUAAUUACAUCCUCCCUGAAACCCCACAAUGGCGAGGCACAGUUGAUCAUCUGCUAAGUGUCGUCUUGGUCUUGUGACAUCAAAGUGUGAUGAUGAUGAAAUUUAUUGGUUGAUUCCUGGUUAAAACACCUGCUGAGAAUUUUGUCAUUAGGCUCCGUAUUACAGAAAAGGAAGUGGUGCAAAAAGGACUGACACAUUGAACAGUUAGACAUGAGCACUCAAAGGUUUAGAGAAGAUUACAUUAAGUUUACCUGUAAAGGUUGUAGCACAUUUUGACUUCAUCUUGUAAUUUCACCCUAUCUUGUAUUAGUAAUGGAUAUCAUGCCUGUUUGAUUUAUUUUUAUGAGGGGUUGUUUAUUUCUAACCCUAUAUAAGAUUUGGUAAUGUCACAUAAUUUAUUUAUUCACUGUGAGAUUAAGUCAUACAAUUAUCCUGCAUAUCACGUAGUUAGGUAAAUAUUUGUAAAUUCCUAAGCAGAUACUGAGACAACUGGAUAAUGUACAGUAAGUUGCUUUUCUUUAAAACUUAAAGUGCUGAUUUUCAUGAGUAUUUUAUUCAUAGACUGAGUCACCAGCGACUUGUUUUGUAAAGAUGAUAGAGUUCAUAUCUUGUGUUAUUCCUGGAAUCUGCUGAAGUAUUUCUUCCAGUUUGAGGUUACUGCCUCAAGGUUUCAGAUGAACUGUACUUCCAAGUAUGACUUUACACAACUUUUGUAGUUCUGAUUUUAAACUCUCUGUUUCCUUUUCAAGAGUUCAAGUUCCUUCUUCAUGUUUCUGUGGUGUCAGUUGCAUAAUCUGUCAUUCUGCUGUCUUCUGUCUUUUUUUAAGCAAUAGAGGGUUUCACCAUAACAAACUUGUCUGUUUGGAUGUUAGCUCUCACUGUGACUUUAACUGUGGGAUUCCCACUCACACUUGGCAUGUUUAUACAUGUUUGUACAAUUGCAGACAGUUUCUGACUGUGUUAUGUUCUGGCCUGUCUUUGCAGAAGCUGCCCUGGAUGUCCUGUCUAUGUACAAUUCUGUUUGAUAAAGUUCUCUACAGCUUAGGUCAGGCCAAAUGGCUAACCAAUCAAACAUAACGAUGCCAAUAAUGGAAAAUGAAAUCGAUAUCUUCAUACAAUGUGCUCCUGGUAUGCUGAGUGGAGCCCAGCGCUGGACAGUGAAUGUCACUCUAUACCUGUCCAGUUUGUAUGACUUGUAACAUUUCAUUUCAAUUGGAAUUCAGAAGUACUUUAUUGAUCAAAAAGGAAAAUUACAUUUGAUCAUUUUCGGCUUUAACGCCUACUUUAUACUUAACCAAAUCUCAUUAAUUCUCAAGGUAAUGACUGAGGAGUUUUGGUCAGGUCAUAGAACUGGUAAACACAGCUGGGUGUUGCACAGAAGGGGAAAAACGUGCAGCACAACAAAGGAAAUGGUAGAUGGUCGAGAUGGUGAGGCCAGUGUGGAAAACCUUUUGCUUUCUCAGAGCAAUAAUGGGGGAACAACAUGCAUUGAACCAAAGCAUAAGAACAGGACAAGUCUACAGAAUUGUUUAUCCCACAAAGGAAAACGCAGCAAACUGAUUGCUACCUUCAUUGUCAUUCUCCUUAUAACUAUUGUGAUCAUCAUCUCUGUGGUUGUGUGCUGCGCGAACAAUGACGAUGAAGAUGAAAAAUUUGACCGAACAACGUUUAAUCUGCAACAGAAAUUUAAUGGGAGCUUCCAGAUGGAAAUUCCAUUUUCAAAUGAAACCCAAGGUCUCAAUGACAUCCAGGGAAAGCUGACCAAGCUCUACGAAUCCUCCCAUGCUCUGGGUCGUUUCUUCUCAAACGCAGAGACAUUUCACCUUGGGAGUGAGUCUGCUGUCGUGCAAUACAAGCUGACAUUUAUCUUUCCAGAAGAAGAGCUUAGAAACUCCACUCUUAGCAGAGAGAUUGUGUACAAUGUGUUCAGGCAGUUCCUUUAUGAUCAGAAUGAAGAAGAAUCUGGGACUAUGUUCAUUCUCCCAAGUUCCUUGAAAAUGCACACCAUGCAUUAAUCAGAUCUUGAAAAAUGAGUUCCUGUAAAACCACUAAAACCGGAUUUCCAGGAUGGGAAUUUUUUUUUUACGUAGUGGACUAGAGACAGUUAACUUGUCAGCUCUUGUUCACUGCACAGAGACACUGUCCAUGUGAAUGCUCUCACAUGACCAAAUAGCAUACACCACAUGGUUGCUAUACAUUUAUGAUUUUUAUGUACUGUAAUGUAGAUUUUGUUGUGUAUUGCCAUUGUUUUUAAGCUCCAAAGGUCUUUGUUAAAACCUCAGAUGUCAUAUAUUGAUGUAGCGGAAAUGAUGACCUGCUGUUAGAAGUGGGUACACACACUCCUUUGCAUACACGUUCAGUUUUCAAGCAGGCAUCAUUUGCAAACUGUAACUGGACUUGCCUUGAAACAUUUGCAUUAAAUGCAACAAACAUUAAAAUAUCCAGGUGCAGAGAGACAACGAGUUAUUUUAUUUGCCAAGUGAUGAACUUACUGACCUAAGUGUGAUUUAUAAUGUUAUUUUAAUCAUGUGUGCUUUGUGACAUAUAUUAAAUUUCAUUAAUUCUG